AGCCAACCACACCAUGUGAAAGAGGCUGACUUACAAGAAUCCACUCCUGAAAGUCCAGCUAAGCCCAGGGCCAACUUCCACUUUAUUCUGGAUGUUUUCACUUUUGGGGCAUCUCGUUCUGAGUCAAGAUUCCUCCUUCUGAACAUGGGACUUUCCAGAAGGACCACAGCUCCUCCUGUGCAUCCACUCAGCCUGGGAGGUUCUGGAUUUGGGUUGUCGAGGGAGUUUGCCUGCCUCUCCGGAGAAGGACGGCCAUGUGGCCCCUGUGGAGCCUGCUUCUCUGGGAAGCCCUACUUCCCAUUACAGUUACUGGUGCCCAAGUACUAAGCAAGGUUGGGGACUCUGUGCUGCUGGUGGCAGUGCGUCCCCCUGGCUUCCAAGUCCGUGAGGCUCUCUGGCGAUCUCUCUGGCCUUCGGAGGAGCUCCUGGCCACGUUUUUCCGAGGUUCCCUAGAGACUCUGUACCAUUCCCGCUUCCUGGGCCGAGCCCAGCUACACAGCAACCUCAGCCUGGAGCUCGGGCCGCUGGAGUCUGCAGACAGUGGCAACUUCUCCGUGUUGAUGGUGGACACAAGGGGUCAGACCUGGACCCAGACCCUCCAGCUCAAGGUGUACGAUGCAGUGCCCAGGCCCGUGGUACAAGUGUUCAUUGCUGUAGGAGGGGAUGCUCAGCCCCCCAAGACCUGCCAGGCUUUCUUGUCCUGCUGGGCUCCCAACAUCAGUGAAAUAACCUAUAGCUGGCGACGGGAGACCACUGUGGACUUUGGCAUGGAGCCACACAGCCUCUUCACAGAUGGACAGGUGCUGAGCAUUUCCCUGGGACCGGGAGACAGAGGUGUGGCCUAUUCCUGCAUUGUCUCCAACCCUGUCAGCUGGGACUUGGCCACAGUCACGCCCUGGGAGAGCUGCCAUCAUGACGCAGCACCAGGGAAGGCUUCCUACAAAGAUGUGCUGCUGGUGGUGGUGCCCGUCUCGCUGCUCCUGAUCCUGGUUGCUCUCUUCUCUGCCUGGCACUGGGGCCCCUGCUCAGGGAAAAAGAAGAAGGAUGUCCAUGCUGACAGGGUGGGUCCAGAGACAGAGAACCCCACUGUGCAGGAUCUACCAUAAAGGACAGUACGAACUGAUGCCUGGACCAUCAGUCACCCCACUGCACAGGCACAUGAUGCCCUGGGACAUAACUGGUGCCUGGAAAUCACCACGGUCCUCAUACCUCCCAUGGGAACCCUGUCCUGCCUCGAUGGGGCAGCCUGGGCAGCCAUCACACUACGCGGACAGAAAGCACCAGCACGUUUCACACCUCCCCCUUUUCUCUCCCAUCUUCACAUGUCCUGGCUCCUCUCUGGGCAACAUGGACCAAACAGAACAUUCCCUCCAGGACACCGGAAGUUCUCCAGGAUCCAGAUCCACAGGGACAAUGAUUGUCCAAGGCAUUCCUCCCCCACCACUGUUCAUAAAGUAUCGCCCAACUGGCACCAAAGAAUUGCCUCCAACCUGGGUCCCAGGCACUAAAAGAUAUUAGAUAUUUGAACUAACAGAAGAACUCUGAAUCACCCAUGCCAGCUUCAGCUUCAGCCCCAGACCCUGCCAUUUGAGAUCUCGAUGCUCCCUGAUGGCCAAGGCAUUGCUAUUAAAAAAAAAAAAAAAAAAAAAAGGUCUAGAAACAGGUGAAAGUGAGAGGUGGGGGUCAGGGGUUUCUCUUUCUGGCCUAAGGACUUUCAGGUAACCAGAGUUCAUGGCCCCUCAAAGGUAAAUUGCAGUUGUAGACACUGAGGAUGGUUGACAACCCAUAGUCAAGAUGGCCACUAUUUUGCAGGAAACGCUAUAUUCAUAGACACCCUCACCAUCUGCGUCCGCUCUCACGCCUCCUGCAGGAUCUGGGAGUGGGGGUGAAGAGUCUUUCCUCACUCUCCAGCAGUGACCAGGAAAAGAAAUAUUGAAUUUGUCCCAGCCAACAGGACGUUCUUGCACAACUUCAAGAAAAGCAGCUCAGCUCAGGAUGAGUCUUCCUGCCUGAAACUGAGGGUGUGAAGAGCCAUAAAACGCUAUGCAGAAGGAACGUUAGGGAGAGAAAGGAUACUGAGGUACUCUAGAAUCUGCCACAUUUAUUUUCAAAUGCAAAUGUUUCAAGGGGAGGAAACAAAGAACCCCACCGCCCAACAGGAGGACUGUAGAGGUCACUCUGACUCCAACGAACUCUUUAUUGUGGCCACCUUUGGAAAAUACAUUCUGCCCCUGAGUGAUUCUACCUAGAAAAGCUCUGGAGUAUUGAUUGCUACGGGAAAAACAUUUAAUGAGCUAAACUUAUCCUCGGAGAUUAUUAGCUGAUAAAGUUCACAGUUUCUUUUUUUCUUUUUUUUUAAAUAAAGACGGGGUUUCACCAUGUUGGUCGGGCUGGUCUUGAACUCCCGACCUCAUGUGAUCCACCCGCCUUGGCCUCCAAAGUGCUUGGAUUACAGGUGUGAGCCACCACACCCGGCCAAGGUUCACAGUUUCUCUCACCCACGUGUAACUGUGUUUUUCCUGGAGCCUCACUCAAGUCUUGAUAAUAGAGAGAAAGGAGGCAUUGAAGAAAAAGGGUGGGUUUGAAAGUACUGUUUUCCCAGGGUGCCUUCAAUCUCCCCAUCUAGGAUGUCAGUCCCGCCCAAGGACCUUCCCUCUUCUCCCCAGUUCCUGGGCAAUCACUUCACCACGGACAAAGGCUCAGCACAGCUACCCUCCAGACCCGCAUCCUCAACCCGACUGUUCCCAGAUCCUCCCUGCCUGGCCUGCUCAGCGGUUCCCUGCGGGUAACCUGGCUUUACCAAAUCCUUUCUCUUUCCUGCACCCACCUCUCUCUUAUUACCUUCCCCCAAGAUUGCCUGAACAAGGCACAUGGCCACUCAACCUAGCAGCUUGUGCUGUCCCCACCUGCCACCUGCAGUCACACCACAUGCCUGGUCACUGAAUAGUGCAAAACUGGCCUCAGUCCCUGAAAAGGAUGUGGAAAGGAAAGCCCAGGAGCUGACAAUGAACCCCAGGGGUUUUGUGGGGAAAAAAUACACAGCACUCCCCACCUUUCUUCUCUUCAUCUCCGGGGCCCCACCUCAGAUCAAAGCAGCUGUGGAUGAGAUGGGACCCGCAGCUCUCCUGCCGCAAGGUGACUCUUAGCAACUUCAUUUCAACAGUGGUCUGUAGUCUGGUGCCCCAGGACCUCUUUGAACAGAUCCACACUGCUCAAAUAAAGUUCUCACCCUCAGUGACUCACUUGUCAACUAGUGGACUAAUUAACCCUCCACCAGAAAAACACAAAGUGCUUCCAUGAGACCAAGUCUGUGCUAAUAAGCAUUGAGACUGAUGCUAUAAAAGUCAUACCACAACAAAUAUUGAUUGAGGGCUCAGCAUGUGCUGGGUACAUUUCUUGGCACUUGGGAAUCAGUAGUGAAGCAAAACCCUUGCCUUUGAGAGUUUAUGUUCUGGAUAAUAUAAAUAAACAAGUCAGCAUACGUCA
This is a messenger RNA of Sapajus apella (tufted capuchin), 3486 nucleotides long. RefSeq names its product SLAM family member 8 (gene SLAMF8). Bases 255 to 1106 code for a protein of 283 amino acids. Gene Ontology annotation, biological process: regulation of B cell differentiation; leukocyte chemotaxis involved in inflammatory response. The record is from RefSeq and is a predicted model, not a curated record. The transcript is spliced from 5 exons. Lineage: Eukaryota; Metazoa; Chordata; Mammalia; Primates; Cebidae. Gene Ontology annotation, molecular function: signaling receptor activity.